AUGGCACUGCUAUACAUUAAAAACACCAUCUUUCCAGCCAAGAAACAACCCGCCUUAUUACCUUCGUUCAAGAAGCAACAACAAUAUGGCGCUUGCGACACAGCAUCAGAGAUAUCUCAAACUGGUUCAGAUUCUUCAACUUUGAAAAGUGAUACAGGCAGUCACUCGUGUUCGUUCAGAGUCGACCCUCGUAUCAUCUCUGACGCCACUAUUGGACUCUCGGAUGGUUUGACUGUCCCCUUCGCACUUACGGCCGGCCUCUCUGCACUCGGCGACACGAAGCUUGUCAUCUAUGCUGGUUUGGCGGAACUUUGCGCGGGUGCCCUCUCGAUGGGACUGGGAGGUUAUCUGGGUGGUGUAAGCGAGGCACAAUCUUAUGCAGCCACAUUAGCAGAAACGCAGAAGAUCGUGAAUCAGGACCCGGAUGAAGCCAAUCAAAUUAUCAAGUCAACUUUCGACUCGUACGGUCUUUCGGAGGAUGUUCUGGACGCUUUCGCUACACAAAUCAGCUCAUGCCCGAAGCGAUCAGAGAGUUUUAUCAUGCGCUUCCACCACGACCUGCCAGAAUCUCAAGCAGAUGCCUCACGCGCAUACAUCUCGGCUCUUACUAUCGCACUCGGUUAUUUCCUCGGUGGACUUGUCCCACUCACUCCUUACUUCUUCGUGAGCAACAACCAAACUGCUCUUUGCUGGAGUAUCGGCGUCAUGGCCUUUGCGCUAUUUGUCUUUGGCUAUGUCAAGACUCUCUUGGUUGGUGAAAAGAAACGACUGCUUUGUAUCAAAGCAGGCGUCGAAAUGAUGGUCUUGGGAGGUGUUGCAGCAGCGGCAGCAAUGGGAUGUGUCAAGGCGAUAGGAUCAUGA
Aureobasidium melanogenum CBS 110374 is the source of this 861-nucleotide messenger RNA. Its product is annotated as DUF125-domain-containing protein. Gene Ontology annotation, cellular component: fungal-type vacuole membrane. The coding region runs from base 1 to 861 and encodes 286 amino acids. The record is from RefSeq and is a predicted model, not a curated record. Lineage: Eukaryota; Fungi; Ascomycota; Dothideomycetes; Dothideales; Saccotheciaceae. Gene Ontology annotation, biological process: intracellular manganese ion homeostasis. The transcript has 2 exons. Gene Ontology annotation, molecular function: manganese ion transmembrane transporter activity; iron ion transmembrane transporter activity.